This is a messenger RNA of Mangifera indica (mango), 947 nucleotides long. Its product is annotated as ethylene-responsive transcription factor ERF020-like. Gene Ontology annotation, molecular function: DNA binding; DNA-binding transcription factor activity. Gene Ontology annotation, biological process: regulation of DNA-templated transcription. The coding region runs from base 276 to 770 and encodes 164 amino acids. Lineage: Eukaryota; Viridiplantae; Streptophyta; Magnoliopsida; Sapindales; Anacardiaceae. The transcript has a single exon. The record is from RefSeq and is a predicted model, not a curated record.
CAAUGGCCCCUCGCCCCUUCUCUCUCCCUCUCUCUCUUAGCCAACUUGGAUUUGCACAUUAAAGCUAUCUCCUUUGACCUUUGAAAAAUUUGACCCUCUCUUUCUUUCAACGAAACCCGUUUGUUAAAUUUUAAUCAAUUAUUUAAUCUUUGCAACUGGCUUUUUCCCAGGCCUUAGUCUUUCCUCUCUUCAUUAUCCUAUAUAUAGCCUCGUCUUUCUAAUCUGUACAAGACAUAGCUUGUAUAUCUCUAAUUAAAAGCGUUUAUAAGAGCUUGAUGAUGAGUAGCAGCUCAGAGGAGAGUGGCUCAAGUAUUGUAGAGAAGAAAUACAAGGGAGUUCGUAGAAGGAAAUGGGGCAAAUGGGUGUCUGAGAUAAGGGUUCCAGGCUCACAAGAGCGGCUCUGGUUAGGCUCCUACGCUACUCAGGAGGCGGCCGCAGUCGCCUACGACGUCGCUUUCUAUUGUUUACGUCGACCGCUGUCUUUGUCUGGUCUUAACUUCCCCGAACUGCUGCCUUCCAGUUGUGUGAACGCCAAUAUUAUGUCGCCCAAGUCCGUCCAAAAAGCUGCGUCGGACGCUGGAAUGGGGAUAGAUGCACAAAUGAUAGGGAGUAAAUGGAGAAAAGAUGAAAGGAAGGUUAAUGAAAGCAGCGUAAUUCAGAGCUUGGAUACGCCGUUUUGGGGGAAUGAUAAUCCGAGUUAUGAUUAUAGGAGCUGGGAAGAGAAGGAGCUUAGCAUAUCUGUUGAAGAUUAUGGUUACCUCGAUUACUAGUUCUAGUUCUUUAGGUUUUGUUUUAGUUAAAUAAAGAAAACAGUAGGUAGGACAUGGAGUGAAGUCUUGGUGGCUUUUGUAUCUUUUCUGUAUACUGUAAAUAUUAGGAUGGUUGAUGAUACUGAUUAAAGGAUAUUCUGGAUUUAGAUUCAAUAUUAAAUUUCCGAUUUUCUAUAA